Messenger RNA from Oppiella nova, 772 nucleotides. The record is from the annotation of a GenBank genome assembly. Lineage: Eukaryota; Metazoa; Arthropoda; Arachnida; Sarcoptiformes; Oppiidae.
UAUAACCGAUCUCCUGAUCGGUGUCUUCUCAAUGCCUGUGACGGCAUACUAUGGUAUCGUAUAUGUAAGCGAUUGGAUAAUGGGAUCAAUUAUAUGUGACAUUCACUACUUCGUGUCCGGGGUCUGUACGGCCUCAUCAUUUCUACACCUCAUGUGUAUAGCCAUCGAUCGGUACCUAUCGGUCACAAGAAUACAGUACUCGAGGAAUAAAUCCUUAACACAUAUAAAGACAAUGAUUUCAUUUUCGUGGACUUUCGCUAUACUUGUCACGUGUUGGCCCGGACUUGGGUUCAGAGAUAAUCAAAUAUUUAUGGAUAGAAUCCGUAAAAACCUAUGUAUACCGUCUGAUAGAAAUGAUCUUGCUAAGAUUGCAGUUCUCAUGCAAUACCUAAUACCAAUUUGCGUAAUUGCACCACUAUAUUAUGGCGUCUAUAAGAAAUCAAUUGAAUUCAAAAAUAAGACUAAACCUAAAGAGACAAAUGAAUUUCAAAGAUACAAACCAUUGGAUAAAAGUGACAAAAUAAUGCGCCGGGAGUUACGAGUAGCAAGGACAUUGGCUAUCAUUACCAUUGUCCAUAUGUUAUGCCUAUUACCAUUUAACAUAUUACUAUUCACAACAGAUAUGAAUGCCAUUGACCACAAGUCUAUGACAGGCUUCCUAUCAGUCAUUUGGUUAGUGUUUUUCAAUUCAACACUCAAUCCAAUACUCUAUGGUUUAUUGAAUAGUGAUUUUCGUAUUGCAUUCAAACGAUUAAUGAAUAUGUCCUAUAAC